This is a messenger RNA of Papilio machaon (common yellow swallowtail), 955 nucleotides long. Its product is annotated as segmentation protein even-skipped. The coding region runs from base 60 to 944 and encodes 294 amino acids. Gene Ontology annotation, molecular function: RNA polymerase II cis-regulatory region sequence-specific DNA binding; DNA-binding transcription factor activity, RNA polymerase II-specific. Gene Ontology annotation, biological process: regulation of transcription by RNA polymerase II. Gene Ontology annotation, cellular component: nucleus. The record is from RefSeq and is a predicted model, not a curated record. NCBI's taxonomy places the organism in Eukaryota, Metazoa, Arthropoda, Insecta, Lepidoptera, Papilionidae. The transcript has 4 exons.
GAAGUCGCGUUCGUAGUGGCCAGUGACUAAUAGUGAAGUGACAUAACCGUUAUAGUGAGAUGGAAUCGGAAAUAAGCAAGAUGCAAACAAAAAUACCACCGAAAAACUUUUCGAUUGAAUCGAUUGUCGGAUUAAAUGAUCGUCGAUCGCCUGAAAUCGAUAUCGAAAACAAUAUAUCGCAAGAUUAUACGGUUGAUAAUACACAUUCGGAGGAUGAAGACGUGAAGAUUAGGGAUGGAAAGAUGGGAUAUUAUUUUCAACAGAGUCGCGUUCCGAAUUUUCCGUUUUUCAUGUCGUAUGAGAAGCAAGCGAUGAGGAAUGGAUAUCCGGAGGGACAGGGACAGGAGGAUCUGAAGAGAUCCAGCCCGUCAAGUAUUAGGAGCGAAGUUGAUAGCGACGGCGCGGAUGACAGACCACAAGAAUCACUCAGUCCGCAGUCCGAACAGAUUUCAAACUCGAACACGGCACCGGAUCCUAAUAUAAGGAGAUAUCGUACGGCGUUCACACGUGAGCAACUAGCACGUCUCGAGAAAGAAUUCAUGAAGGAGAACUACGUAUCACGACCGAGGAGAUGCGAACUAGCAGCUCAACUGCAGUUACCUGAGUCCACUAUUAAGGUAUGGUUCCAAAACCGACGGAUGAAGGACAAACGUCAACGCAUCGCAGUCGCCUGGCCAUACGCUGCUGUGUACAGCGACCCAGCAUUCGCGGCAUCCAUCCUACAAGCCGCCGCAUCCUCCGUUGGCUUGCCCUACGGAUAUCCAUCGCCAGCUCUCCUACCCCCGUUCCACAACCCACAGCUACUCCCCGCGGGCUACCCAUACCCAUACCCACCUUACCCAAGGUACCCAUACAUUCCCCCUACCCCACCGUCGCCCGUCAACGCCGAACCGACCCAGUUACGACCACCUUACUCAAAUUUCAAUUUAAACGUUGACAAAUAAAUAUUUUAAGU